This is a messenger RNA of Gamsiella multidivaricata, 407 nucleotides long. RefSeq lists its product as uncharacterized. The coding region runs from base 141 to 356 and encodes 71 amino acids. NCBI's taxonomy places the organism in Eukaryota, Fungi, Mortierellomycota, Mortierellomycetes, Mortierellales, Mortierellaceae. The record is from RefSeq and is a predicted model, not a curated record. The transcript has a single exon.
GCACUAUGGCUAGUUUCUGCCGUCGUAUCGCUCAUUGAUCGAUAGAGUCCUUGUUGUCGUCGUCGAGGACCUGGUGCUACGAUGUUGCUUAUGUCGUCGCUCCUUCUCCUGUCCCUGUCUCUGUCCCUGUUACCAUCGGAAUGUUUACGCGAAUGAUGUUGUCGUUGUCCGCGCUGUCGGAUGCCGCUUGUUUCCUCAGGCACACCGCCGUUGAGCUGUCGCUGCUGUUGCUGGUCAGGUCUCGAUCUCGAUCGCAUAGGAAUCUGUUCGAUAGGUCCACCCUGGGGAUCGUAUUCCUCGAACUCCUGGUCAUAAUGAUCUUCCAGCUCAGGAUCGCGGGGACCUCUGCUCAAUGAGCUAACGAACUCGAUAUCGUCGUCAUCAUCAUCAUCAUCAUCGUCACCAUC